GAUAGAUAGAUAGAUAGAUAGAUAGAUAGAUAGAUAAUUUUGAAAUAGCAAUGAGGCGGUGAAAUCAACUCUUGCUUCCAAAAGAAUUUCCUGGCUUGCUGCGAGGGUGUCUCUUCUUUGGAUUGUUGCACAGGAGUCGGACUUUGAAUCAGAUCCCACGUUAAUGAGGAAGAAAAGAAUGGGCAAGAUACUCCACAGAACGUUAUGUGGGCUGCUUCUGUUGUCACUUCUUUAUAGCUUCAGUCAAGGAAGCACAGAUAAUCGCUGCACCGCUUCCAUGGCGAAAAGCUGUACUGAAUGUAUAAGAGUUAGCAAGGACUGCUCUUAUUGUAUUGAUGAGGAGUUCAAAAAGGCUCGCUGUGAUUUCAAAGACAACCUAGAGAGACAUGGCUGCAGUGAGAAGAGCAUAGUAUUUAUGAAAGGAGAAAUGUUAACAAUUGAGGAGUUUUACAUUGAUACAUCCCUGAAGAAAACCCAGGUGUCUCCACAGAAAAUGAAACUGAGGCUGAGAGCUGGUGAGGAGUCGAAUUUUAACAUGGCCGUGUUUGAGCCCCUUGAAUCUCCUGUGGACCUCUACAUUCUCAUGGACUUUUCCUACUCAAUGUCUGAUGACUUGAACAACCUUAAAAAAAUGGGCCAGCAACUGGCAAACUUCUUGACAGAUCUGACUGAUGACUAUACAAUUGGAUUUGGCAAGUUUGUGGAUAAAGUAACAACUCCACAGACAGACAUGCGGCCUGAGCGAUUGCGUGAACCCUGGACAGACGCUGACCCUCCAUUCUCCUUUAAGAAUGUCAUCCGCUUAACUCAUGAUAUCGAUAAAUUCAGUAAUGAAUUAAUUAAGGAGCGUAUUUCGGGCAAUCUGGAUUCCCCAGAAGGUGGAUUUGACGCAAUAUUACAAACUGCUGUUUGCAGGGAUCAUAUUGGAUGGCGGAAUGACAGUACUCAUCUUCUGGUGUUUUCCACUGAGUCUGCCUUCCAUUAUGAAGCUGAUGGUGCCAAUGUCCUUGCGGGAAUUCUGAGGAGGAAUGAUGAAGAGUGCCAUCUGAACCGAGCAGGCACUUACACCUUUGACACCAAGCAGGAUUAUCCCUCUGUGCCUAACCUUGUGAAACUGCUGGGAAAAAGCAACAUCAUCCCCAUAUUUGCUGUCACCAACCAUUCUUACAGUUACUAUGAGAAAUUGCACACAUAUUUCCCGAUCUCUGAAAUUGGAAGACUGCAAGAAGAUUCCUCUAAUAUUGUGGAGUUGAUCCGUACAGCUUUUGAGCGUAUUCGUUCCAAGAUGGAUGUUAGACCUUAUAAUAUCCCCAAAGCCAUGAAAAUGGAAAUAACAUCCACAAAGUAUGAAAAAACACAGUCUGGUUCAUUCAACAUUGUUCGUGGUGAAGUGGGGACAUUCAAUGUGCAUGUGAAAGCCUAUGAGAAAGUAGCGGAAGAGCAUGUGUGCAACCUCCCAGAGAAAGACCGGAAACGUGUUAUCCACAUUAAGCCCUCGUCUUUCAGUGAUGAAAUGGAGAUUGAUGCUUCCAUCAUUUGUGAUGCCUGCCCUUGUGAACAGCAACAGGAAAUUAAUUCUCCUAGGUGCAGUUUCCAUGGGAACUUUGUCUGUGGAGAGUGUGUUUGCAAUCCAGGCUGGCGAGGAAGGGUGUGCAACUGCUCUACAUCUUCCUCUACAGACAACGCUGCUUGCAUCAGGCCAAAUGAUACCGAACCCUGCUCCGGGCGAGGGGAAUGUGUCUGUGGCGUGUGUCAGUGCUAUCCAGAAUAUCUGACCCAGCGCUUUGAGGGACAAUUCUGUGAAUUUGACAACUUGCAGUGUCCCCGUACUUCUGGAUUCCUCUGCAAUGACCGGGGUCGCUGUUACAUGGGUCAGUGUGCCUGUGAAAUUGGUUGGACAGGACCUGGGUGUGAGUGUCCCACAAACAACGAAACUUGCAUCAGCAGCAAUGGGGUGAUUUGUAAUGGACGUGGGAGAUGUGAAUGUGGCCGGUGCAUCUGUGACAACCCCAAGGUCUUCACUGGUCCCACUUGUGAAGUCACUGACCUGGGCUUUCAGCGUGUGUGUACAGAAAAUGUCCGAACGUGUGUGCAAUGCCAGGCUUGGGGGACUGGAGAGAAGAAGGGAAAGAAAUGUGCAGACUGCCCUUUCAAGAUCCGACUGGUAGAUGAACUCAAACAAGAGGAAGAGAUCAAUAUGAUUUGUUCCUUCCAAGAUGAAGAGGAUGAUUGCAUGUACUACUAUACCAAGGCAGAUGAUACUGACCUACAUGGCAAUGGCACUGUGCAUGUGCAAAGAAAGAAAGAGUGCCCAGCGGGAAGCUUCCUUUGGCUUAUACCCUUAGUCAUCUUACUGAUGCUUCUCCUGGGAUUGCUGCUUCUAUUCUGCUGGAGGUUCUGUGCCUGCUGCAAGGCUUGCCUGGCUCUGCUGCCCUGUUGUGCGCGAGGUCGCACCGUUGGUUUCAAAGAGGACCACUAUCUGCUCAGGCAGAGUCUUAUGACCUCAGAUCACCUGGACACUCCCAUGGUACGCAGUGGCAACCUAAAAGGCAGAGAUACGGUCCACUGGAAGAUCAAGAACAACGUACACAAACAAGACUUCUCUUCCUUAGCUCUCAACCCAAAGGACUUGAUUCCUUAUGGUAUAUCUCUCAGAUUGGCCCGGCUCUUCACCCAAAACCUUGCUAAACCAGACAGCCGCGAACGUGAGCAAUUGCAGAAGCAAGUGGAGGAAAAUCUGAAUGAGGUUUACAGAACUAUCUCAGGUGCCCACAAAGUCCAGCAGACAAAAUUCAGGUUACAACCAAAUGCUGGGAAAAGACAGGACCACGCAAUCGUAGACACUGUACUCCCUGCUCCCCGCUCAGCAAAGAAUGAGAUAGUGAAAGUAACAGAGAAGCAUGUCUCGCAAGAGGCUUUCAAUGAUCUGAAAGUGGUGCCUGGUUACUACACUGUAAUCGCCGACCAGGAUGCUCAUGGACUGGUAGAGUUUCAGGAAGGAGUGGAAGUGGUCGAUGUCCGGGUUCCCCUCUUCAUUAGGGAAGAGGAUGAUGAUGAGAAACAGCUGCAAGUGGAAGCCAUAGAUGUUCCUGUGGGAACUGCAGAGAUUGGCCGACGGUUGGUCAACAUCACCAUAAUAAAAGAACAAGCCAACAGCAUAAUUAGCUUCUUGCAGCCAGAAUAUUCAUACAGCCGCUUUGACCAGGUGGCUAAGAUACCUGUGACUCGUGACAUAUUGGACAAUGGGAAAUCCCAGAUAACCUACAGAACGCGUGAUCUCACCGCCCAGGAAGGCAGAGAUUAUGUAUUUGCAGAAGGCGAUUUGGUCUUCCUGCCUGGGGAGAAGAGGAAGGAGGUGCAGGUAAAAUUGCUGGAGCUGACAGAAAUAGAUGCCCUGCUUCACAAUAAGCAGCUGAAGCAGUUUGCAGUGGAUCUCGUCAACCCCAGGUUCGGUGCAAAAGUUGGCAAAUACCCUCAAACCAUGGUGACAAUUGUCGAUCCAGAAGCGGUUGAUGGUAUACCAUCCAUGGUGGGCUUAGGCCAGCUUCCUCAGUCUCCCAGAGGCCUCCUGGCUGCUCCUCUUAAUCCAAAUGCACAAGCGCUAAGCUCAAGGAAGAUCCGUUUCAACUGGUUACCACCUCCUGGGAAACCUGCGGGAUACAAGGUAAAAUACUGGAUCCAAGGAGACCCUGAAUCAGAGGCUCACUUGCUCGAUUCGAAAGUACCAUCAGCAGAGUUGACUAACCUGUACCCCUACUGUGACUAUGAGAUGCAGUCCUGUGCCUACAAUGCCAUGGGGGAAGGGCUUUAUUCAGAAGUGGUUCACUGCCGUACACUUGAGGAAGUCCCUAGUGAACCUGGACGUUUGGCUUUCAAUGUAAUUUCCUCCACUGUGACACAACUGAGCUGGGCUGAGCCGGCCGAGACUAAUGGAGUGAUCACAGCCUAUGAAGUUGGCUAUGGACCCGUCAACGAGGAAAACAGACCCAUUGGGCCAGUAAAGAAAGUCAUGGUAGAAGAGUCUAAGAAGCGGAUGGUCCUCAUCGAAAACCUAAGAGAGUCUCAGCCCUAUCGCUACACAGUCAAGGCCAAGAAUGGAGCUGGAUGGGGGCCUGAAAGAGAAGCAACCAUUAACUUGGCCACACAACCCAAGCGCCCCAUCUCCAUUCCCAUUAUCCCUGAUGUGCCAAUAAUUGAUGCGGAAGAAAGAGAGGAGUAUGACAGCUACCUAAUGUACAGUACGGAUGUGAUGCGUUCACCUGCUGGUAGCAAACACCCCAGCGUUUCGGAUGAUUCUGGCUCUCGGUGGAAAUAUGUGCAGCUGCUGGGCGACGAGCUGGACCUUCGCCGCGUCGCCUGGAGGCUCCCAGCAGAACUGAUCCCUCGUUACUCGGACAGCAGCUGCUUUUCCUCGGAUACAGAGGGUCUCCUCCAUGAGGAUAGCACCCACUAUGAGCUGGUCGACAGUGAGGCAGCCAGCAGCAGUCUACCAAGGAGUGGGACUCCCCGGCCCCAACCAGAACACAUGAUGAAUGGGCGAAUGGAUUUCACUUACCCUGGCAGCAUUGGAAGCCUGACCCGGAAUGUGACAUCCAACUCCACCUAUCUAAGUCCACACAUACAUCAUGAGAGGAGGGUCAUAGGAAAUUCCUCUCUGACAAGGGAGUAUACAACAAUGAUGUCUGGAUAUGACCAUUCCAGGAGGAAGUUCCCUCCCAUACAUGAAGAUGCUGGGAGGACGGUCUUGAUGCCAAAGGAUGUGGGCUUCAUGAGGGCAAAGGUGAAGGGUUACUAUGGCAACAGUGAUGCUCGGGAUUCUAUAAUCAUGACUGAUGGGCCCUCCUGGAUUUCCAGCUACCUAGAUUCCAAGACGCAACAGGGUGUUCCUGACACCCCUACCCGCCUGGUGUUCUCUGCUUUGGGGCCCACCUCUCUGAAGGUCAGCUGGCAGGAGCCACAGUGUGACAAAGAAGUGCAGGGGUACAGCGUACAGUACCAGCUCCUCAGUGGAGGAGAAAUACGGAGGCUGACCAUUCCCAGCCCCACCCAGAACUCUGUGGUGGUUGAUGACCUGCUGCCAAACCACUCCUAUAUCUUCAAGGUGAAGGCCCAGAGUGAUGAAGGAUGGGGUCCAGAGAGAGAAGGUGUGAUCACCAUUGAAUCCCAAGUGGAUCCACGUAGCCCUCUGAGUCCCGUUCCAGGUUCUCCAUUUACGCUGAGCACACCCAGUGCCCCUGGGCCCCUGGUAUUCACAGCCCUGAGUCCGGACUCUCUUCAGCUGAGCUGGGAGAGACCCCGCCAGCCCAAUGGGUUAAUUCUCGGCUACAUGGUCACCUGCGAGACACUGCAUGGUGGGGGUGAACCCAGGAAUAUCUACGUAGAGGGAGACAAUUCUGAGACCACCCUAACAGUGCCCUACCUGAGUGAAAAUGUUCCAUACAAAUUCAAAGUACAAGCAAAAACUACUCAAGGCUUUGGACCUGAAAGAGAGGGCAUCAUCACCAUUGAAUCUCAAGAUGCAGGUGCCUUCUCUCAGUUUGGAACACAGCAGUUCACCAGAGAAGAGGUUUUCAAUCUCCCUACAGAGUAUAGCACACUUACCAGAAUCACUCCGUCUUCACUGGAUCCUUCUUAUGCAGAUGGUAUGGUGAUGACCACUCAGCGAGUGGAGAGUGGCAGCACACUCACCAAGCAGGUUACCAAAGAAUUUGUCUCCAGAACCAUGAUGUCGAACAGCAGUGGGACCUUCUCCAGGCAGGCAGAGAGGCAGUUCUAUGACGCCUGAGUCAGGAGGAAAGCUGCCAAGGGGACGCUUGGGUUUUGAAAGGGGGUGAUUGUCAAGUAGGCCUGUGCUUUGGUCACUUUCCAGGCUGGAGCACCUGGUGCCCACUGCCAGGCACGAGCACUAAAAGCACUGGAUGGGGCUUUUGCAAUACCAAUGGUUGGAAGCUACGUGCAGCCGCGAUGGUAACCCAGGAUAUUACAAGCAGGGAUUUUAGCCACAUGUUUGGAUAUCAAGGGCUGUCGGUUACUUUUCUUUGGAGCCAAGCUCCUCCUAUUUCUUACUUGGCUUGGCUGCUCUCCCAUUUAACUGCACAGAACUGGAUUUAUUUUUUCAAUUCCCAUCCUUUGCCAUAACUUUUCUGGUUGUGUCAUUUAUUUUGAUCUCUUCCCAGUUGUUCAGGCACAUCUCCUCCCUAGCCACAUUGUUAGUGCCACCCAGAAAUCACUGUCACACUCCAUGGCAGGGAAGGGGAGGUGGGUUUUUUUUAUGUUUGACAUCUUCCUGUAGAGUAACUUUUGCAAAGCAGGGGAGAAAAUUGUUUUCAGAAUCUUUCCCAAUAUCUGUGUAUAAGCUCCCCUGCUGCUAAGGGUAGUACAGAAUGGUAACCAAUGAGUACGUUAAUGUCCAUAACCCUCUGUCAUGCUUCAUGGUGUAAGGCUGCUUAAAAUACUGUAUAGUUUGGCUCAUACAAAUAUUCUGUUUGGGGUUGUUGGCUUUCUCUCCCUAUCCUUUUGGCGGUCAGUUCCUUUACAGCAGUAAACAUUUGACACAGCAUUAAUAACAAGUGAAUGCCAUUGCUAGAAUAAGCGCUUAAAAUGGAGUUUUAGUUCAUUUUAAGGAAAUAUUUUGAGUGCUUCCAAAAAAAGUCUUGAAACUGCCUCACUCAUACAAUUUUAUGAUAGAUGUUAUUAUCUUCCAUUCAUAACCCUCAUAGGUCUUCCAGUACCACUUCUUCCAUCAUUUUUCUUGCCGUAGAAAAUCCACUAAAGAGAGACAGGUAUAGCUGGAUAAUGGCUUCUGAUUGCCAGUGCUAGGAGAAUAUUAAGCCAAAAUUAACAUUAUAGUGUAGCGUUUAUAUUUACUUUAUUGGACUAUUAAUCUUCCUCAUUGACCAACCAUAGCAAGGUCUGCUCAUAUUUGUCUGCUCGUCCUGCUUACUCGCCAAUGGCAGCACUUUAAUUGCAAGCAUAUUAAUUGCGCCUCUUAAGCGUUCACAAAUACUCGAUCUGAAUGUGAGUGCAAAUGGAGGGUUCUAGCCUGCUUCUUCACCAUCACUCUCUUUACAAGUACUGUAGAGCAAAAGCCUCUCCUACACAAGGCACCUCUCUACAAGGGAGUGGAUUCUGGAGAGUCAGAGUUACUGAUCCCAUGGGAAGAGUCUACAUGGAGCAAAACUUUCCCUCUUCAGGUGGUCUCACUCUGUGCGAAGAGAGCAUUAGGCAGGGGGCUGGGCUUGAACUCUGCCUGAAUAGGGCUCCUCUCAUUCAGGGCUUAUAUAAUACAAAUACGACAUGCUUUUGCACAUACAUUGUACCAAGGGUAGGAAACCAGAUGCAAGUGUUUAUGAUCACAAUUCCCAUAACCUCCUACUGAGGCUUCCAGGGGCUUUUAUCCAAAACAUUCUACAGAAUUGCUUCUGGUUACCAGCUCUUGAUACAUGAAUCAGGAGUAACAUGGUAUUCUCCCAAGGCAGCACAACUGUGAGUAUUUAAACACAACCCACACUCCCACUACCUUUUAUUGCCUAGGCAGACCCAGUCUGGAGGGCAAAAACAAUCCUUGUCCAAAACUAAUGGAAGAGACAUCAACAGGACUGGGGAGUGCCUAUCUAAAGCAUCAAAACAGGUAACCAUGUGAAACUGGAAGGAGGGGCAAAGCAAGAGUUAUGGGGAAUCCCAGCUAGAAACCAAAGACGCACCAGACCGCACCUGCCAUUAUUGCAGCCAUUUGAUUCUCUGUUGCUAAUCCAUCAUGUUCUUCCUAGAGAAGUGUUUUGCUUCUAUAUAUGUCUUUAUGUGUAUGCAAAUUUAACAAAGGUCAGUUGGCAUAAUCUCCCAGUCUUUUGUACCAGUAUUUUCCCUCCUCGAUAAAAGCAAUCCUAAGAGAACUCACACACACUGAAUUGUCUUAAGGCCCUGAUAACCACACUCUGUGUUUUACAGCUUUUGAACAAUCUGAAUUUCCCACUUCGCAUGACUGUGCCCAUAAAACAGUGGGUUUCCAAUCAGCCUGAAGGUUCCUCAUAAUGCAAGUGAGGUCUUUUCAGAGACAGCUUGCCCAUUAGUGCCAGUCUUCACACACAACAAGGCCCAACUGGCAUUGCCAGUGCCACGACUGAACUAAACGUGCACCCUAAAAGAUAUACCAGACUCACUUCCUUGCUCUGGCAGAGGCUUUGACUUUCCUGAGCAGAGGAGACUAGGUGGAAAGUUUUAAAAGCCACAUUUACUACCAAUAUUAACACAACAGGGACAAGUUUAUCUAUGUAACCCUUCACUUUCUCUUCUCUUUUGACCAAGGUGCUUGCACUUACCCAGGGCAUCUCUAGAGAGGGUAAAAGCAAGCAUCACCACUAGUAUGGGGAUUCUCAAUUAAAAUGGAAGAAACAGAGCUUGCUUUUAUAAUUCCAGAUUGUGGGUACUGUUUCCUUCUACCUGAGAUACCAAGCUGAGUCCCUUGGAAUUGCAUGUUGGGUGUUACUACGUAUUCAUUUGCAAUGACAGAAUGGGUGCAUAAAAUUCCCUGGACCAUUUUUCCAAAGGGAAAGGUUGGAGGAGGGGGACAUACAUAUUGGUGUAUGUGAGGGGGGGGAGAGGGAGGGAAGGG
Molecule: messenger RNA, 8611 nt
Organism: Pogona vitticeps (central bearded dragon)
Lineage: Eukaryota; Metazoa; Chordata; Lepidosauria; Squamata; Agamidae
Source: RefSeq, a predicted model, not a curated record